GAUGAGAAGGGCUUCUACGUCGGUAUCGCCGACCGCAGGAAGAGGAUCUUCUCCAAGGCAGUUUGGGAGGCGGGAGAGCGUACUCAGGCGAUAAGGGAUGGCAACAGAGAAUGGAUUACGCUGUUAGCUUGCGUAUGUGCUUCUGGAGAUGCAUUGCCGCCCGCUCUCAUCUACCAGGGCACCUCCGGGGUUCAAUCAAGCUGGGUUCACGACCUUUUAGAGACCCAACAACACCAAGUAUUUGUAUCCCACUCGGCUUCGGGAUGGUCUAACAACGAGUUGGGUCUUGCCUGGCUUCAACAGGUGUUCGAACGUCAUACAGCAGCCAAAGCUCGUCGUCAAUGGCGCCUUCUGAUCCUUGACGGGCACGCCAGCCACCUCACGCCCGAAUUUUUGGAGUUUUGUGAAGCUAAACGUAUCAUGGUUAUGGUGUAUCCUCCCCAUUCAACCCACAGCUUACAGCCGUUGGAUGUGGUUCUUUUUGGGCCGCUUUCGAAGCACUACACCGAGGAGCUUACUCAACACCUCCAGCGAACCCAAGGCCUCUCAAGGAUCACCAAACAGGACUUCUAUCGUCACUUUUGGCCGGCGUGGAGCUCUACAAUGACUCACGAUCUCAUAUUGAAGAGUUUUCAAGCUACAGGCGUAUGGCCGAUGGACGCAAGCCGGGUACUUCAACGCUUCAACAACAACCCACAACAACAAGAUGACGACCCAGAAAUUGGGGAGCAAGGCGACGGCGAUACCUGGCCUCAGCUGCGCAAAAUAUUUGACGCUGCGGUGGCUGACAAGGCCAAAUUUGAAGCCAAACGGCUUGCCCAAGGCCUGCACUCGCUGCAGGUCAACAACGAGCUUCUCCGCCUCCAAAACGCAGAGCUACAAGCUGAACUCAACCUCAUUCGAAAGCGCCCAAUCAAGUCUACAACACUGACUACACGAGAAGGCGACGAGUGGCACGGCGGAGCUGUAUUCUACAGUCCCAGGAAGCUUGCCAGCGAGCGCGCGCGCAAGGCCGCAGAACUGGACGAAGCCGCGGAGCUACAACUCCAAAAAGCUCGCGAUAGAGAGAUCAAAGCGGCAGAAGCAGCU
Bipolaris oryzae ATCC 44560 is the source of this 1089-nucleotide messenger RNA. RefSeq lists its product as uncharacterized. The record is from RefSeq and is a predicted model, not a curated record. Lineage: Eukaryota; Fungi; Ascomycota; Dothideomycetes; Pleosporales; Pleosporaceae. Gene Ontology annotation, cellular component: nucleus. The annotation marks the transcript as partial. The transcript has a single exon. Gene Ontology annotation, molecular function: DNA binding.